AUGGCACGAAAAAGGAGAAAGGUAGCGAGGAAAAUAUCGAGGAGAAAGGCUGGGAAAGUAAAGCCGAUGAAAAUUGCUGCGCUGAUCGUGUCUGCUAUACAGGAUCUUCGUGAAACCAGGGGUUCGACGCCUAACAAGAUCAUAGGUUACAUAAGUUAUGCAUCCAAUAUGGCCGAGGGACGCGUUAAACGACAAGUAAAGGCAGCCUUGCGGAGAGGCGUGGAGUACGGCAUACUAAGAAGAAACCGGGGUCAUUAUUUCCUCCCCACGGGUGACGAAUUAGACCGUGCGAAUCGUGUCGCUUUGAGAUUUGCCAAAUUGCCGUUACCACCGUCGUAUUCCACGAAAUCGAACACGAUUCCUUCCCGCAAAAUCGCACCUCUCGGAUGUCGCGGAAACUCGACGAGGUUCACUGCGAAAUCACGAAAAACGAAACAAUACAGACAGCAUCGUUCAACUUUGAUCUCUCCCACGGUCAGCUUGGUGGAGACUAUUUACAAAAAUGGUGUCCUGUGA
This is a messenger RNA of Hylaeus volcanicus, 516 nucleotides long. RefSeq lists its product as uncharacterized. The record is from RefSeq and is a predicted model, not a curated record. Lineage: Eukaryota; Metazoa; Arthropoda; Insecta; Hymenoptera; Colletidae. Gene Ontology annotation, cellular component: nucleosome. The transcript has 2 exons. The coding region runs from base 1 to 516 and encodes 171 amino acids. Gene Ontology annotation, molecular function: DNA binding. Gene Ontology annotation, biological process: nucleosome assembly.